Molecule: messenger RNA, 1549 nt
Organism: Periconia digitata
Lineage: Eukaryota; Fungi; Ascomycota; Dothideomycetes; Pleosporales; Periconiaceae
Source: the annotation of a GenBank genome assembly
AACCAGUGCACUUAGGAUCUCUAACUGCAUAUAUAAGUGCAACAUUGUAUUCGAUGACGGGAAAGACGAUUGGGGUGAUUCGUAGGUUUGGUCAGACAGUCGGGGUAUAGUUAAUCCGCUCUCCGGGGAGCAUCAUCGCCAAGGAACGACUGCCUAGUUGACUUGCUUCCUAACUACUUACACUCAACUCCACUACAAACUCACUCUGCCAGUACGAAGGUUUCUAUGAAAUCAAGAGCUUGAAGAAACCGUAUACUCGUCUAAAAACACCAGAAUGGCAGGCGUUGCAACCAAUCCACUUCUCUCCACCACUCGCGCCUCGGACACUAGCCCCACCAUACAGCUGCACCCGCUUGUUCUCCUCACCAUAUCGGAUUGCAUCACACGACACACAUUACGGAACCAGCAAGGACCUGUUGUUGGAGCAGUAUUGGGUCAACAAAAUGGCCAGGACAUAUCAAUGGAGGUUGCUUUUCAAGCAAAGUUGACUACAGAUGAUGCUGGAGAAGUAGUGCUGGAUAAGGAAUGGUUUAGUAAACGCUUGGAGGACUUCAAAGAUGUACACAAACAACCACCACUCGACAUCGUAGGAUGGUUCACACUCGGCUCCGCAGCUGGACCAGAACCGCAUGUCCUUCCAAUACACACACAAAUAUCCGAUAUAUUCAUCGAAUCACCGAUACUCUUCUUAUUUCACCCUGCAGAUGCUGAAUCUGAAGCCACGGCCGCUGGAAAAUUGCCGCUCACAUUGUACGAGUCGGUUCAUGAGAGCGGACCGGGUGAAUCUGGUGACAAAGCCAUGGACAUAGACGGAGCAGUUCGGGAUAGACCACUCAAGUUCCGCGAACUUGCCUACACUAUAGAGACCGAUGAAGCGGAGAUGAUCAGCGUUGAUUUCGUAGCACGGGGCGGAGGUAACGCUACUGCAGUCGAAGGACCCUCGGCAACAGACUCAAGCAGAAUUAAGAGCGAUGAUGACAAAGGCAAGAGCGCAAAGGGGAAAGGGAAAGAGAGGGCGAAGGAUGAAACAAUCGACGAGUCGACCAUUCUAACAGCAGAAGACGACGAGCUCCUCUCGACGCUAACGGCAAAGAUGAACGCUAUCCGCAUGUUGAGCCGCCGAAUCUCACUCAUUCGUACCUAUCUCGCUUCUCUCCCACCGUCGUAUCUCUCCGAUCCUUCGCUUCCAUUCAACCCCACUCCAUCCGCCGACCAUCCCCUUCCUCUCAAUAACCCUAUUCUCCGCAGCAUUUCGGCUAUGCUUGCUCGUCUCAACAUCCUCGCUCCGUCCGACUCCGAAGCCUUUACCAUUGAGUCCCAGCAAGAGUCUUCGGACGUUCAACUCGUCCAACUCCUAUCCUCGAUCACCAACUCAGUGUCCGCAGCUAAGGACUUUGGUCGCAAGAGUCAGAUCGUUGAAAAUUCAAGGAAUCAAAGCAGACGAGGCAUAGGCGCCUUGAUGGGUGGAUAUGAUGGUGGAGGUGCGCCGUUCUUUAGCGGCGGAUUCGGGGGUGGCUCCGAUCACCGGGAAUUUGGCGGAGAGCGGUGA